This is a messenger RNA of Panicum hallii, 1433 nucleotides long. RefSeq names its product glutamine synthetase root isozyme 5. Gene Ontology annotation, molecular function: glutamine synthetase activity. The record is from RefSeq and is a predicted model, not a curated record. Gene Ontology annotation, cellular component: cytoplasm. The transcript is spliced from 11 exons. NCBI's taxonomy places the organism in Eukaryota, Viridiplantae, Streptophyta, Magnoliopsida, Poales, Poaceae. The coding region runs from base 93 to 1166 and encodes 357 amino acids.
GUCUUCGGACUCAUCCCCUGUGCUACACAUCUCAUCUCAUCUUCUUCUUUGCCUACCAAGCUCUCUCGCGUUCUUGAUUUUGCUUGUGAGCGAUGGCCAGCCUCACCGAUCUCGUUAACCUCAACCUCAGCGACUGCACCGACAAGAUCAUCGCCGAGUACAUCUGGGUUGGAGGGUCCGGCAUAGACCUCAGGAGCAAAGCAAGGACGGUGAAAGGCCCAAUCACCAGUGUGAGCCAGCUCCCAAAAUGGAACUACGAUGGCUCCAGCACCGGGCAGGCUCCCGGAGAGGACAGCGAAGUCAUCCUCUACCCUCAAGCCAUUUUCAAGGACCCGUUCAGGAGGGGUGACCACAUCCUUGUGAUGUGCGAUUGCUACACGCCACAAGGCGAGCCAAUCCCCACUAACAAGAGAUACAAUGCUGCCAAGAUCUUCAGCCACCCGGAUGUUGCAGCUGAGGUGCCAUGGUACGGUAUUGAGCAGGAGUACACUCUCCUUCAGAAGGAUGUGAGCUGGCCCAUUGGCUGGCCUGUUGGUGGAUACCCUGGUCCCCAGGGACCAUACUACUGCGCUGCCGGUGCCGAUAAGGCCUUUGGGCGCGACGUCGUCGACGCCCACUACAAGGCCUGCAUCUACGCCGGCAUCAACAUCAGCGGCAUCAACGGCGAAGUCAUGCCCGGCCAGUGGGAGUUCCAAGUUGGCCCGUCCGUUGGGAUCUCUGCCGGCGACGAGAUAUGGGUUGCCCGCUACAUCCUCGAGAGGAUCACCGAGAUGGCCGGAGUUGUGCUGUCCCUCGACCCGAAGCCAAUCAAGGGUGACUGGAACGGCGCCGGCGCCCACACCAACUACAGCACCAAGUCGAUGAGGGAGCCCGGGGGCUACGAGGUGAUCAAGAAGGCGAUCGAGAAGCUGGGGAAGAGGCACACGGAGCACAUCGCCGCGUACGGCGAGGGCAACGAGCGCCGCCUCACGGGCCGCCACGAGACCGCCGACAUCAACACCUUCAAAUGGGGCGUGGCGAACCGCGGCGCGUCCAUCCGCGUGGGGCGCGACACGGAGAAGGAGGGCAAGGGCUACUUCGAGGACCGCAGGCCGGCUUCCAACAUGGACCCCUACGUCGUCACCGGCAUGAUCGCCGAGACCACCAUCCUGUGGAAGGGGAACUGAAGAUGAUCGGUCGAGCCGCCGCGCCCAACGCGAUCACAUCCGACGUUGGUGUCUGUUGGAUUUUUGGAUUUCGAUUUCCCGUCGGCAAGGCCAGGCCUCUGAUGGAUUUUUAAUUACUUCGCUUCCCUGUGACCCUGUACUCUGAAAGUCCGAAUAAUGGCUGCACUGAAUUUGCUUUUGCCCUAGGUAUAUGUUGGAUUGGAUGUUCUUCCCGUUGAUCGGGGUAAUGUAAUACACCACUUUGAGUUAUUUAUUUUUGAAAAAAAA